Acanthosepion pharaonis is the source of this 798-nucleotide messenger RNA. The record is from the annotation of a GenBank genome assembly. NCBI's taxonomy places the organism in Eukaryota, Metazoa, Mollusca, Cephalopoda, Sepiida, Sepiidae.
AUGAAAUACCUCUCUCACUCCAUUGCAGUAGCCCACUCUUUUACAGCUCUCACUCUCACUCAUUCAACCCCUCUCACUCAUUCUCUCCUACUCACUCUUUUUAUAACUCUUAUUCACUCUCUCACAACCUUCUCUUUUAGUUCGAAUAAGAAAGUUGUCAGAGUAAGAAUGAUAUCCCACUCUCUCACAGCUCUUACACUUUCACUCACUCACCCUCUCUCACUCAUCCUCUCCCACUCUUUCUAUUACUCUGACUUUCUCUCUCUCUCUCUCUCUCUCUCUCUCCCACAUGUCUUUCUCUUAUUCUUACCCGCGCUAUUUCACUCGCUCUCUCUCACUCACUCCAUGACUCUAUUCCACUCUUUCAUAAUCUCUCUCUCCCUCUCUCUCUCUCUCACUCACUCUGUUUUACUCCCUCUUACUAUCACUCGCGCUAUUUCACACAUUCUCGCUAUUUCUUUCAUUCACUCACUCUUUCACUUAAUCACACUAUUCCACUUCCUCUCACUCAUUCAUUCUCUCUCACUUUCUCACUUAUUCACACUCUUUCUCACAACUCUCUCCCUUGCUCUCACUCGCGCUCUUUCACUCAUUCUCACUCACUAUAUUUCACGCUUGCUCGCUGACUCUCUCCCUCCAUCACACUAUUUCACUCCCUCGCAAUCUCUCUCACUCUCUCUCUCUCUUAUUCUCACUUACUCACACAGACAGCCACACCCUUCACUCACUCUCUCUCUCUCUCUCUCUUUAUCACUCUCUUUUUUCAAACUGCUCAUCUCUAUCUCAAUUUCUCUGUAA